Messenger RNA from Lactuca saligna, 1380 nucleotides. The record is from the annotation of a GenBank genome assembly. Lineage: Eukaryota; Viridiplantae; Streptophyta; Magnoliopsida; Asterales; Asteraceae.
AUGCUUCGCAAUGUACCAGCUGCGAGUGAAAUUAUCCAAGCCUAUCAUAGUUUCCCGGCUUCUGGUCAUCGACCAAUAACCUAUGAAAUACAAAAGGUUCUCGAUGAGGCUGAUAAACCAAAGAAGGGCGGAAAGAAAAGAACUAAGGAAGGACCCUCCGAACCUACCCAGACUCCAAAGAAGAAGGUGAAGCGAGCUGCUCACAAGCCACGAACUCCAACACCAAGUGAUCACGGAAAUUCGGAUUCCAAUACCAACUCAGAUAUUCCAGUUCAGCAUGAAAUAGAUGAAACUACAGAGACUUCACAUCCGAUGGUUUUGGAGCAUAUCACUACCAAUCCUGAGUAUAGCUCCUUUCCCACAUGUCUAUAUGGUUAUUUUGCAACCCCAAGCUACUCUCGUGCAAUCCACUCUUUUUUUAUUGAUUCUAUAGCAACAACAACCACACCCACUAGUGAACCUCCAGUUUCUGUCAACACAUCUGAUGCGGUGCCAGGUGCUUCAGGUUUCACUCUUGGUCAUGACUCUACACCCAUCUUCGGAUUGAGAAGGAUGCUCUUGAAAAAGUUCGCACUAGCAUUCAGUCUGACAAUACAGAGUCUCACACCUCAACCUUCCAAAAUAAAAAAGCUUCAUGAAGAUUUGCUUCUUGAAAACAAAACCGUGGAUGAGCUCGCUAUCAAAACACAGAAGAGUUUCAUUGCCGACGUGAAUGCCUUACUCUUUGAUAUCAUUGAGACUCGUGAUUCUCUAAUCACAAUCAUUGUUUGGAAGCAUCUGGCUGAUAAACUUAGGCCUAUGUUCGCAAUGCUAAACAGGCUUGAGGGUGUUUUGGCGUCUAGCACACUUCCGAAACAAGGGGGAGAAACUAAUAAGCUAUCUACGAAAGAAACCGCGAAACCAGUCGGUAGUAUUGAAGGAUCUGAUGCUCAAAAAGCAAAGUCAAAUUUCGAACCGAAGGAUAAUAUAGCUUUGGUUUCGAAAGGAAAAGAGAAGGUAAUAGAUGAUGGUGAAGAGGAGGAAGAGUAUGAAAACAUAAAACUCAAAUGCAAAGCACGUGAUGCAAUUCUUGAUGAAAAUCUGCGAAUCGCAAGAGAAGCAAAAGAAAAAGAGAAAGCGCUUCGUGAUACUCAAAUAACCCUAAAAUCUAAAAAGUUGUUAUUUCCUCCUUGGUCCAUGGAAAGGAUUUUGACAGAAGCAAUUGACAACCCAAGCAUUCAAUGCUUAGAGCUAGUCACUUUGUUUGACUUGGAGAACACACUGGAUUCGCAACUGGAUUUCCCUAUCACUACAAAAGUGUUUUUGUUUCGCAGCUUUAAAGUGAAUUUGAACACUUCUGGUUUAGAUGAGAGUGUGAACAAGUCUGUAAUGACAUUUUAA